AUGAAUACCCGCGCGAAGAAGGGAGACGAAGGCGCGACUGCAAAACUUAAUGAAGAUGAGUUGGAGGCUUUGCGCCAGGCCCUAGCCAAACAGGAGGAACGUAUUAGGAAUCAAGGUGCCGCGUUAGAAAGGGAACGCGCCGAAGUCGACAGGGAACGUGAGGUCUUCCACCGAACCCGCGAGGCCGAAAAUGCGCGGUUGCGUAACGAGCGAGAUGUAAUAUUACGGGAGCGCGAAGCUCUCAAUAAAGAAAAGGAAGAUGAAGGAGCGCGCCGCAAUAACGACGAUGCAUUUUCAAUCUUGAGGGAUGAAGUGAGACGCGAAAUGUCUGACCUACGCCGGGCGAUUUCCGAACGGAACGACGCCUCGUUUAAUUAUGAGUUUCCUGCGGGGCAACGUUUCUCGGGAAGUCAGGAGCCUCCCUUGCCGAGCAGCUCCGUAGCCGAUUCCGCGCAACCUCCCCCGAUAUCCCUCCGCGAGGCCACCGACAGUGUGCCGUGGUUCGACGGUUAUAACGUGCCGGUCUCGCAGUUCGUCCGUGCUUGUCGACGAGCACGAGAAAUGGUACCCCCGCAUUACGAGAGACCAUUAACGAUAUUAUUAAUUAAUAAACUUCGUGGACGCGCCUACGGUGCCGUUGAGGAUGAAUCCUGCGUGACCGUAACGCAAUUAAUCGACCUCCUUAAUGGAGCUUUCGGAUCCUCUAAAACGAUUCACCAACGGCGAGGGGAACUGAGUACGUGUUAUAUAAAACCAGGCGAGCACAUGCUCGAUUAUAUAAGUCGCGUUAAAGAACUGCGUUCGUCCAUCCUGGACGCCGAACGCAGGAUGCGUGGGACCGUAAGCGAUAGGAUAACUGCGGAAAUUGACGAAUUAACCGCCGCAUCAUUUUGCGAUGGAUUACCCUCCCUUUAUAGGAUUCAAAUGAGCCCCAGCUGCUCAGUCCAUCCCUUCGAGGCAUUUGCGGCCGCCAAAGCCCUUGCGGUAAGAGAGGAAUUGGAGCGGCAGAGAAGAGGCCCGCGGCGUGACGACACCGCAAGAUCCCGCGUCGCUACAAUUCCGCACCCCCCUAUACAUCGUUCAGAACUUCGCAGGGACGUUACUAUACCCCGAUACCCAACGGCACCCUUCGUGCGAAAUCGCGAUACACCACCGAGUACCGCCGCGAUCGGAAAUAAUCCUCGCGUCGCGCCCGCUCUUGAGCGACCUUCCGACGCGUCACCAACGAUAUGGUGCCGCUAUUGUAAAAUCUCCGGGCACGAAAUUCAAGAUUGCCGAAAACGACAAUAUAAUAACGCGCGUCAGGGAAACCCGGCGGGCCCCUCGAGUCGCCCGGACUCGCCUCGGGUGGGGCCGCCUCCAACGCGUCCGGUGCGAUCUAUUCAGGCAAUUCCGGAAGAAGAGCCCGAGUCGGAAUCCUCCGAAUAA
Messenger RNA from Cyphomyrmex costatus, 1428 nucleotides. RefSeq lists its product as uncharacterized. The coding region runs from base 1 to 1428 and encodes 475 amino acids. The record is from RefSeq and is a predicted model, not a curated record. Lineage: Eukaryota; Metazoa; Arthropoda; Insecta; Hymenoptera; Formicidae. The transcript has a single exon.